Fonsecaea erecta is the source of this 1281-nucleotide messenger RNA. RefSeq lists its product as hypothetical. The transcript is spliced from 2 exons. The record is from RefSeq and is a predicted model, not a curated record. Bases 1 to 1281 code for a protein of 426 amino acids. Lineage: Eukaryota; Fungi; Ascomycota; Eurotiomycetes; Chaetothyriales; Herpotrichiellaceae.
AUGUCGCGAACAGUCGUUUCCAAAGGAAUCUUCCAUGGUCUUCCGACCUUUCCAGAGUACGACGGGAAGAAAUUGCGCAUCAUUGUGACAGGAGCGAAUGGUAUCUCGGGAUCGGCAAUGACCAAGGUGCUGAGUGAGGCUCCCGAGAGAUGGGAGAGGGUUUACGCUCUGUCACGUCGCCCUCCCUCCAGCCAGACUGCGCCUGGUGUCGAGCAUAUCUCGGCGGAUUUCCUUGAGAGCACCCCAGAACAGAUUGCUCAGAUUCUGAAGGACAAGAAUGUUGCAGCGGAUUAUGUGUACUUCGCAUCAUACAUCCAACCACCUCCCCUCGAGGGCCGGAGCUUGUGGAGCGACAUUGAAGAAUCGACCAAGCAGAACAUGGCCUUGUUGUCCAACUUCCUCGGUGCCCUGCCACUGGCAAACAUAUUUCCAAAGCGUAUCCUGCUUCAGACGGGUGCAAAGUAUUAUGGGUUGCAGAUUGGACCAACAGCGAUACCGAUGGAAGAAGAAGAUGCUCGGCACGGAAUCGAGGGGAACUUUUACUUUCCCCAGGAGGACCUCUUGGAGGAGUUUUGCAAAGACAACAACUGCAGCUGGGUGGUUACCCGGCCAUGCUUUAUUCUUGGCGCUGUUGAAAGCGCAGCCAUGAAUAUAUUGUGGCCUCUGUCGAUUUACGCAGCCAUUCAGGCCCAUCUGGGACUUCCUCUCGAGUUUCCAGCGGAUGUGGCGGCAUGGGACGCUGUCAAGCAGCAAUCGAUGUCCACUUUGAUCGCAUACCAUGCUGAGUGGGCACUUUUGACGCCCGAGGCCGGUAACAAGGCGCUCAACCAGUGCGACGAUAGUGCCUUUGCCUGGGGAAAGUUCUGGCCAACACUUGCCGACUGGUACCAAACAUCUGCAGGUCGACCAGCCACCAAUACUGACGCGUACGCAACGAUCACCAUGCCAUAUCCGGAUUCGCCUCGUGGAUUUGGCGGACCAGGGAUUGUGAAGGCGUCAUUUAGUUUCCUUGAGUGGAGCAAGAAGCCCGAAGUGUUGAAAGCAUGGGAGGAAUUGAAAGCAAAGCAUGGGCUCAAGUAUAGCCCCUUCGGUGAUAAGUCCAUGGAUACUUUUGGGCUCAUUGAUGGGGAGAUCCUCGGUGGCUGGGCUAGAGUUCUCAGCAUGGACCGCAAUCGCAAGUUGGGGUGGCACGGCUUCGUGAGCACCAAGGAAGCCAUCAAGCAGGUAUUCACUGAUAUGGCCGACCUCAAGAUGACCCCCCCUUUUCCACGGUCGACGUAG